AGAGAGAGAGAGAGACACAAUCACACAGACAGACAACAUUGUGUAUUGUGAAACUGUGUUUGUGUGCAUAACACAGAGAUCUAACCAACAUGGGGUGACACAGAAUUUUUUAAAAAAUAAAAAUAAAAAAUCAAUAAAGAAUAAAAGCAGCUGAACUUGUUCAUCGCCGCCGGUGGAAAUCAGAACCCAAUAACACAAAGUUUCAAUUUUUACUUCAAUUUUUGGUAGUCUGUGCUCAUCAGAUAUUUGUUCAUUCAGUUUUGGAACUUGAGGUCCAAUUGAUCAGCAUUAGAAGACAAAGUGCUGGUGUCCUUUGCUGGAGUGAUGGCGACUCUGUCUCAUGCAGAUUCAAGGAGAAUGUAUUCAUGGUGGUGGGACAGCCACGUAAGCCCCAAGAACUCAAAAUGGCUCCAGGAAAAUCUAACAGAUAUGGAUGCCAAGGUGAAGCAAAUGAUUAAGCUUAUUGAAGAAGAUGCAGACUCUUUUGCCAGGAGAGCAGAAAUGUAUUAUAAGAAACGCCCAGAGCUUAUGAAAUUGGUUGAAGAGUUUUACCGGGCAUACCGGGCACUGGCUGAGAGAUAUGAUCAUGCAACCGGAGUGAUCCGCCAGGCCCAUCGAACCAUGACUGAAGCAUUUCCUAAUCAAAUCCCUAUGAUGCUGACAGAUGAUUUACCUGCAGCUUCUCCCUUGGAGACUGAGCCACGUACUCCAGAGACACACCACCCUUCACGUGCAUUUCUUGACACAGAUGAAUCACAAAAGGAUGCUUCUGCUCAUUUCCAUGCUAAAACAGGUUUAAAACAGCUCAAUGAUCUCUUCAUACCUGGUGAACAUAUAAAUCUUGCGAAGUUUGUAGAAGGGCAUGCUAAAAGGGGGCUCAAUUUUCUUGAGACACAGGAAGAGAGUAGCGAGCUAAACAAUGGAAGCCAUGAUACUAGCGCUCAAGUCUUGUCUGAGUCCGAACGCAUGACAAAAGCUGAGACAGAAAUUUUGGCCUUAAAGAAAGCCCUCGCUAAAUUAGAAGGUGAAAAGGAAGCUGGCUUGCAUCAGUAUCAGCAGAGUUUGGAGAAAUUGUCUAAUCUCGAGUUAGAAGUGUCUCGUGCAAGAGAGAAUUCUCAAAGUCUUGAUGAGCGAGCAAGUAAAGCUGAAGCUGAAGUUCAAGCCUUGAAGGAAGCCCUCUCCAAAUUACAGGCUGAUAGGGAAGCUAGUCUUCUUCAGUACCAGGAAUGCUUGGAGAAAAUAUCUAAUCUGGAGAAAAAUAUUUCUUUUGCUCAAAAGGAUGCAGGAGAACUUAAUGAGCGAGCUACUAGAGCUGAAACUGAAGCUGAGUUCCUAAAGCAGGACCUUGCUAGAGUAGAAGCUGAAAAGGAAGCUGCCCUUGUCCAAUAUAAACAGUGCUUGGAGACAUUAUCAAAACAGGAGGAGAGAUUAGAAGAAGCUGAGGAAAAUGCAAGAAGGAUUAAUGAGCAAGCUAAUAUAGCUGAAAAUGAAAUUGAAGCUAUGAAGUUAGAAGUUACUAAACUUAAUGAAGAGAAGGAAGAUGCUGCUCUCCGUUAUCAGCAAUGCUUGGAGAUAAUUUCCAGUUUGGAGCAUAAACUCUCUUGUGCUGAAGAGGAGGUGCAUAGGUUAAAUUCCAAGAUAGAUGAUGGGGUUGAAAAGUUACACAGUUCUGAACAGAAGUGUCUUCUCUUGGAAACAUCAAAUGACACUCUGCAGUCUGAAUUGCAGUCUUUGGCACAAAAGAUUGGGUUUCAAAGUGAAGAACUUAGUGAGAAGCAGAAGGAAUUAGGUACACUUUGGACUUGCAUACAAGAGGAGAGAUUGAGAUUCAUUGAGGCUGAAACUGCUUUCCAAACUCUUCAGAAUUUGCAUUCUCAAUCUCAGGAAGAGCUUAGAUCUCUUGCUGCUGACCAUCACAGUAAGGCAGAAAUACUGGAGAAUGUGGAAUCACGUAGGCAGGCUUUAGAGGAUGAAGUACACAGGGUCAAGGAGGAAAACAAAAUUCUAAAUGAGUUCAAAUUUUCUUCAUCUUUGUCCAUAAAAAAUUUGCAGGAUGAGAUAUUGAAAUUGAGGGAGACAAUAGAGAAACUUGAACAGGAGGUUGAGCUGCGAGUUGAUGAAAGAAAUGCUCUUCAGCAAGAAAUUUACUGUCUUAAAGAGGAGCUUAAUGAUGUGAAUAAAGAACAUGAAGGUACGAUGGAGGAAGUCAGGUCAAUUGGCUUAGACCCACAGUGCCUUGGCUCAUCUGUGAAAAAAUUGCAAGAUGAGAACUCAAAGCUGAAGGAGACAUGUGAGGCUGACAAAGAUGAGAAAGCAGCUCUUCUGGUAAAAUUGGAAAUCAUGGAAAAACUGUUGGAGAAAAAUUCUGUUUUGGAGAAUUCACUUUCAGACUUGAAUGCUGAGCUGGAUAGUGUCAGAGAAAAGGUAAAGGUCUUAGAAGAAUCAUGCCAAUCUCUGCUUGUGGAGAAAUCAACUCUUGCUGGUGAGAAGGCCACCUUGUUUUCUGAGUUACAAGUCACAACUGAAAAACUGGAGAAGCUCUCAGAAAAGAACAACCUUUUGGAAAAUUCACUAUUUGAUGUGAAUGCUGAACUUGAAGGAUUAAGGGUAAAAUCCAAGAGCUUAGAAGAUAAAUACCAGUCACUUGAUCAUGAGAAGUCCAGUAUUUUCUCUGAAAAAGAAACCUUAGUUUCACAGUUGAACAUUACUCAUCAAACACUGAAAGAUCUUGAGAAGCAACGCAGUGAAUUGGAACUAAAGCAUUUGGAACUGAAAGGAGAAAGGGAGUCUGCACUUCAAAAGGUAGAAGAGCUACUGGUUUCCCUAUAUUCUGAGAGGGAAGAGAAUUCCAGAGUUCUGAAAUUGAAUGAAAAUGAAUUGGCUGAGAAGGAAUUACAAAUUCAUAUUCUACAAGAAGAUGCAAAUUGCCAGAAAAAGGAAUACGAGGAGGAACUGGACAGAGCUAUACAUGCUCAAAUUGAAAUUUUCAUCUUGCAGAAAUGUAUCCAGGAUUUGGAGAAAAAGAACUUCUCCCUUCUAGUGGAGUGUCAGAGACUUUUGGAGGCAUCCAAAAUGUCCGAGAGAAUGAUAUCUAAAUUGGAGUCUGAAAAUGUUCAAAAACAGGUUGAUGUGAAUUCUUUGUCUGAGAAAAUUAGAAUCCUAAGGAUUGGGCUGCUUCAGGUUUUGAACACUCUUGACAUUAACGGCGUGCAUUUCUGUGAGGAUAUGCUUGAAGAAGACCAGAUGCUUCUGAAUCAUAUACAUGGAAAGCUUCAGGAGAGACAGAAGUCUUUUGACACAAUUUUCAAUGAAAGUCAGCAAGUGGCUGUUGAGAAUUCAGUUCUGAUUACAUUCCUUGGGCAGUUGAAAGUAAAGGUAGAAAAUCUUGUGACAGAAAGAAGUACCCUUGAUGAGGAGUUCAGGAUUCAGUCUAAGCAGUUCUUGGCAUUGCAAACAGAGGUCGAAAAGAUAUUGGAGAAGAAUCAGGAGUUAAAGUUGACAAUAAGCAAGGGAGAAGAGAGAAUGGAAGUAAUGACAACUGAAAUAGACAAUCUAUGCAAACAGCUGUCUGACUUGGAAAAGAGUCACAACAACUUACAGGAAGAAAGUUGCAAGGUAUCUGAAGAGAAAAAAUCCUUGAUGAGAAGAUUUCUAGAUCUAGGUGAAGAGAAAAGUAACUUGGAAGAAGAUAUUUCUGUCUUGAUCCAUGAUACAAUAGCUCAAUCUAAUAUGUCUCUGAUUUACCAGAACAUUAUCUUUGAGAAACUCCUGGAACUUAAUGAGCUAUGUGAAAAUCAUGAUAAACUUGUGGCAGUAAAUAAUGACCUUGAGGGGAGAUUAAAUACAACGGUGCACAAAUUAGAAAAUGCAGAAAUGGAAAAUUCACAUCUUAGAGAGUCAUUUGUAAAGUCGAAUGUUGAACUAGCAUUAGUUGAAUCUGUAAAUGAUCAAUUGAGUUGUCAGAUUAGGAAUGAAAAGGAAAUGUUGAGUCAAAAGGAAAUUGAGCUUUUGGAAGCAGCCGAGACGCUUCGUGCUUUACACACGGAGAAAACAGAAUUGCAAAUAAUGGUGGAAGAUCUGAAGAUUAAGUAUGAUGAGGCCAGGGGGAUACUUGAAGAACAGGCUAAUCAAAUUCUAAAAUUGUCCUCAGAUAAGGAUCAUCAAAAUGAAGAGCUUGGAUACCUUUGUGAAGUGAAUCAGAAGUUAGAGUCUGAAAUGAAGCACCUACAUCAAGAACUUGGAGAAACUAAACUGAGAGAAAAGAAUCUGAGUUAUGAUGUACAUAAGAGAACAAAUGAGAUUGAACAAUGGGAAACUCUGGCUUCAACACUCUAUGCCGAACUGCAGACUUCUUCCGUCAAUGAAGCAUUAUUUGAAGGGAAGGUCUGUGAGCUAGCUGAUGCAUGUGAUAAUCUUGAACGCAGAAACUACUCCAAAGACAUGGAAAGUGAGCAGCUAAAAGAAAGAAUUUGCAAGUUGGAAGGUGAAAAUGGAAGACUGUGUGAUCAAUUAGCUGCUUAUGUCCCAGCUGUCAAUGCUUUGAAUGAUUGUGUAACAUCUCUGGAGAUGCAGACUCUUGUACAUGCAAAACCUCAUGACUACAAAGAAUCAGAGGUUAAAGAUUUGGUGAAUCACCAAUACACUGAAAGUGGUCGACAAACAGGUGAAGGUCAGACUGUUAUGGCCCCAGAUGCACUCCCAGACUUCCAAGACAUGCAGAGAAGGAUCGAAGCAAUUGCAAUGGCAGUUAAGCAGAUAAGUUUAAAACGCAAUGAUGAAAUGAGAGAGAUUCAAGAGUUGAAAUCUAGAAUUAGCUGGCAUGAAGAGAAUAUCCAAGCAAGCAAGCAUGUUACUCAAGUGGAUGAAGUAAAGGAGCACCAGCAUGAACCCACUAAUGAGCAGAAGAUGGGGAAAUCAAGUCUAGAUGUUCCUGCAGAAGAGAUUGAAGUUCUGCCUAAAGACAUCAUGCUUGAUCAAAUAUCCGAAUGUUUAUCAUUUGGGAUAAGUAGGAGUGAAACUCUUGACGCUGAUGAUCAGAUGCUUGAGUUGUGGGAAACAUCUGAUAAGGAUGGAAUUAUUGGCCAGCAAGUUGACAAGACACAGAAGAUGGCUGCUGGACCGGCUGACUAUCAUAAAAGAGACAAAUAUCCUUCAACAGAGUCUUUGGUUGAAAAAGAGUUGAGUGUAGACAAAUUAGAGAUCUCAAGGAGAAUGACACAGCCACAUGAAGCAGGGAACAAGAGCAAGAUCUUGGAAAGGCUUCAUUCUGAUGCACAGAAGCUAUCAAAUCUCCAAAUAACAUUACAAGAUUUGAUGAAGAAGGUGGAAAGUACUGAGAAGAACAGAAAAGGAAAAAGUGUUGAGUAUGAUAGUGUAAAAGGACAGCUUGAAGCUGCUCAGGAUGCUGUCACAAAGCUGUUUGAUGCCAACCUCAAGUUGAUGAAGAAUGUAGAAGAGGGUACCUUGUCUUCUGGUGGGAAGGCUGCAGCAGAGUCAGAUGAGAGUGGAAGUGUCAGCAGAAGGAGACUUUCGGAACAGGCAAGGAGAGGAUCAGAAAAAAUAGGACAACUGCAGUUGGAGGUGCAAAUGCUGCAGUUUGUGCUUCUGAAACUGGAGGAUGGAAAAGAAAGCAAAGAAAAAACAAGAAUGGCUGAUCGAAGUCCAAGAGUGCUUUUGCGAGAUUAUCUCUAUGGUGGAACAAGAACCAACAACCAAAAGAAGAAGAAAAAAGCACCCUUAUGUGCAUGUAUUCAACCUCCCACCAAGGGAGAUUGAUUGUUACCAUAGUUUAAAGUACCGGAGACAAUUGAGAUAUUAGCUUUCUUGUUUGUAAAUUUUCCUUUCUAUAGAUGCUUUAAUAAGACCCUACAUAUUUUGAUCCUGCUGUACAUGUGCCUCAUUUACUCAUAAGAAGAGGCUGAGAUGGAAUUUUCGCCAUUUCUUUUAAUGUUUAAUUCUGAAUAAUCUCCUCUUUU
Molecule: messenger RNA, 5975 nt
Organism: Gastrolobium bilobum
Lineage: Eukaryota; Viridiplantae; Streptophyta; Magnoliopsida; Fabales; Fabaceae
Product: protein NETWORKED 1D-like
Exons: 5
Coding region: 325-5775 (1816 amino acids)
Cellular component (GO): plasma membrane
Molecular function (GO): actin filament binding
Source: RefSeq, a predicted model, not a curated record